AUGAAUAAAAAGACUAAAACCCCUUAACAAUAAUCUCAAGCUUAAAAUCAACAAAUAAAUCAACCAUCUCCAAUGAUGCAACCAAUGUCUUUACAAUCUGGACCAUCUCCCUCUCAACCUGACACUUCUGUUUUAGAUGAAUCUGGAGGAGAGAGUGUAAAAGUUGCAUUGCGAAUAAGACCAAUGAACUAAUUGGAACAAGGGAGAGGAGAUGAAUAAUGUAUAAAAGCUAUAUCAGAUUCUAAUUGUUAACUCUAUUAUAAGUAAUUCUUGAUCUUAAUUAGCAAAGAGGAGUAGCUAAAUAAUUUCGAUUCAACGCUGUUUUAGAUGAAAGGUGUACUUAAUAAGAGGUGUUUAUGAAAUGCAAUAUCUAAGAGUUAUUAGAUGCAGCCUUAGAUGGAUAUUCAGCUACUAUUUUUGCUUAUGGAUAAACAGGGUCAGGUAAAACUUAUACGUAAAUUUUCAAUUUUAAUAUUCAAGCAUUUCAGGAGUUGAAGAACGUUUGGCCAGAGAAAAAUACAUUUCUGAUGAUUCAGAAGGGAUUAUUCCUAGAGCCACCAGGUAUUUGUGGCAGAUUAUGGCACAAAGAGCAGAGCAGUUCUAUGUUAAAGCCUCUUUUACUGAAAUCUAUAAUGAAUAAUUGAGAGAUCUUCUUAAUCCUGCUUCAGGAAUCUUACAUUGCAGAUGGAAUCUACAGAAUGGAUUCUUUGUUGAAGAUCUAAUGAUUGUUGAAUGCACUUCAUAUUCUGAUAUUCAAGCAGUUCUUCAUGAAGGAAUGAGAAAUAGAAAGUAAGGAUCUCAUGAAUUAAACAAAGAUUCAAGUAGAUCUCAUUCCAUUUUAACAGCAUAUUUAAUUGGAGAGUAAAAUAUCGAUGGAUAAAUUGUCAAAGUAUAAAUUUAUUUUUUAAAUUCUCGCAGAGAUAUGGAAAAUUCUCAUUCGUCGAUUUGGCAGGGUCCGAAAGAUUGAAAGAAUCAAAAUCUCAAGGAGACAUGAUCAAAGAAACAGGAAAUAUCAAUAAAUCUUUAUUUACUUUAGGAAAAGUCAUCAAAUCUCUUAGUGAUAAAAAAAACAAGCUACCUUACAUUCCUUAUAGAGAUAGUAAAUUAACUAUGCUUUUAAUGGAUUCCUUGGGGUAUAUCACUUUUCUUAUUCCUUAGAGGUACUGCUAAAGCUUUGAUGAUUGCUUGUGUCUCUCCAUCUGCUGCUUAUUAUGAAGAAACUUUGAGUACUAUCAAUUAUGCCACUUCAACUAUGAAUAUUCAAAAUAAACCAGUCAUAUCUAUGGGAGAAAAGGAUUAGAUUAUCUACAAUCUUACAAGGGAGAGAGAUUUACUGAAAAUGGAAAAUCAAUAUCUAAGAGAAUAAUUAUAAAGGUAUUCCUAAUUAUUAUCUAGGUAUACCAAUGGAUUACCCAUAGAAAUACCUAAUUUUAAUGAUAAAAAUGGAUAAAAAAAAUAACUUCCUCCCUUACCAUCCAGACCCAUAAGUCAUAAUCAAAUUCUUAAUAGUUAACAAAAUGGAUUUGAUCAAUACGUCAAUCCUAAUAAUAGUAAAAUUGAUUUACCUGUAAAUAAAAUUUUACACGAAUACUAAAUGGAGAUCAAUAAAUUAAAAUAAGAAAAUGAUGAAUUGAGAAAUGCACGUGAUGUUUCUGUCAAGAAUUAUCAUAUUGUAAUGAAUGAGAAUAAUGCUUUGUAACUGAAACUAGAAAAUUUAGAAUAGAUUUUUAUUGGUAAUCCAAUAACCAAAGGGGAUCAUGAUAAAUCGAAAAUUUAAGAAGAAUAUAUGUCAAGUGCAUUAUUGAUUGAAAAUAGUGAUUUAAAAAAAAAAGUGGCAUCUUUAGAAGAGAAAAAUAUGGAGUUAGCUUAAGUAUGAAAAUUUAACAUUAUUUUAGAUUGCUAGAAAAAAUCUAAGUGGAAAGAGUAGCGAUCCGAAUGAUUUACAUGAAAUAGUUUAAUUGAAAUAAACGAAUAAUUAGUUAUAAUAACGUGUAGAAUUUUUAUAAGCUAGAGAAAGAGAUUUACUUGAAUAAAUAAUGAGAUUGUAAAGACAACCCAAAGCUUAUGCAGGAUUUUGA
Paramecium sonneborni is the source of this 2078-nucleotide messenger RNA. The record is from the annotation of a GenBank genome assembly. Lineage: Eukaryota; Ciliophora; Oligohymenophorea; Peniculida; Parameciidae.